Molecule: messenger RNA, 2762 nt
Organism: Labrus mixtus (cuckoo wrasse)
Lineage: Eukaryota; Metazoa; Chordata; Actinopteri; Labriformes; Labridae
Gene: meis3
Product: myeloid ecotropic viral integration site 3
Exons: 13
Coding region: 548-1804 (418 amino acids)
Biological process (GO): positive regulation of transcription by RNA polymerase II; animal organ morphogenesis; embryonic pattern specification
Molecular function (GO): RNA polymerase II cis-regulatory region sequence-specific DNA binding; DNA-binding transcription activator activity, RNA polymerase II-specific
Source: RefSeq, a predicted model, not a curated record
GGGGGGGGGGGGGGGGGGGCAAGAGACCCCGUCGCGUUUUGACCCUCCGAAACCUCCCCGCGCACCACCACCAUCACCACCAUCACUCCUCCUCCUCCCCAUCCUCCUCCUCCUCCUCCUUCUUCUUCUUCUCUCCUCGUGAGACUGAAAACACCAUCGCUCACUCCCACCCCUGACACUCUCCAGCCUGUCGCCGUAUGCUGCGCGGACAGCGAGCGCAAGGAGCCAAAAAGGAAGGAAGGAAGGAAGGAAAGAAGGGACGCUUUCUGUCUGUCCUCCCACAGCACCGAGCAUCUCUACGGACCGCCAGCCGGAGCAAGAGGUACACCAGGCGGGGGCGAAGCGCUGCAGGAGCCGCUGCUGCCUUUACAACCGGAUCUCUGGACUAGUCCGAGCAGGACUGGAUACAGCGGAUAUUUACAUCUCGGUGGGACAUUUUACACCGUUCACCGGAGGACCCAAGGGGGCAGAAGGAAGGGAGCAAAGCUCGCUGCACUAGCCGAGCCGCGCAUCAUCAUCUCCGGUGUAGGACUGGCUGUCGAGUCGCAUGGAGAAGAGGUAUGAAGAGCUGGUGCACUACUCAGGGUCGGAGGCCAUGUCGGUGGGGGGGUACGGGGACGAUGUGAGGCCGUUUCCUCCCCCACAGUACGGACCCGCCAUCCCCGACUCCCUCAAGCACCACAAAGACCAGAUCUAUGGUCACCCACUGUUUCCACUGCUGGCCUUAGUGUUUGAAAAGUGCGAGCUCGCCACCUGCUCCCCUCGGGACUCCGCCUCCAUGUCAGCCACCUCCCACCUCCCCGGCAUGACCAAUCACAGUGACGUCUGCUCCUCCGAUUCCUUCAACGAUGACAUCGCCUCGUUUGCAAAGCAGAUACGUUCAGAGAAACCCAUCUUCUCUUCCAAUCCUGAGCUGGAUAACUUGAUGAUCCAGGCCAUUCAGGUGCUCCGCUUCCAUUUGCUGGAGUUAGAAAAGGUGCACGACUUGUGUGAUAACUUCUGCCAUCGCUACAUCACCUGCCUGAAGGGCAAGAUGCCCACAGACCUCAUCCUGGACGAGCGGGAGGGCGGCUCCAAGUCGGACAUGGAGGACUUCACUGGAUCCUGCUCCAGUCUUUCAGAGCAGAAUGCAUCAUGGUUGCGGGAGCCAGACGAAUGCGCCACCACUCCUCUGGGAACACCGGGCACCUGUGGCCUGCCUUCACUCAGCGCAGGAGACAACUGUAGCGACACAGGAGACGGUCUGGACGGAGCGAUGGCCUCCCCGAGUACAGGCGAGGACGACGACUGUGACAGAGACCGGAGGAACAACAAGAAGAGAGGCAUCUUCCCCAAAGUGGCCACCAACAUCAUGAGAGCGUGGCUCUUCCAGCAUCUGUCGCACCCGUACCCGUCUGAGGAGCAGAAGAAGCAGCUGGCACAGGACACCGGACUGACCAUCCUACAGGUCAACAACUGGUUCAUCAACGCCAGGAGGAGAAUAGUUCAGCCCAUGAUCGACCAGUCAAAUCGAACAGGUCAGGGUGGUCCCUACAGCCCAGAGGGGGCAGCUCUCGGAGGCUACGGGCUGGACGGACAAGCCCACCUCGGGCUUCGAGCAGCAGGUCUCCAGGGGAUGUCUUCUCUGCAGGGCGACUACCCCGGCGCUCUGCUGUCCCAGUCGGGCUACCCUCCCCACCCGGGACCCUCCCUCCACCCCUACCCUGGACCUCACCCCCACCCCGCCAUGCUGCUACACCCGCCGCCACACGCACACCCUGCAGAGCCGCUCCUCGCUCAGGGACUGGAUAUACACGCACACUAGCUGAGGGAGGGAGUCAGGAUGUGUGUGUGAGCAUAAUACUGAAUGAGUGUGUGUGCGUUGAGAUACAGUAUAUAUGUAUGUGUGUGUGUGUGUGUGUGUGUGUGUGUGUGUGUGUGUGUGUGUGGGUGUGUGUGUGUGUGUGUGUGUGGGUGUAUGUGCAUACAGAACACUAUUUAAAGAAAAAAAGACAAAUUGCUCUGAAGGUUUACAUUCCCCACUGAAAGACACUGACCUCAAUGUAGCUAACACACACACACACACACACACACACACACACACACACACACACACACACUCUCAGUCUAGACCCACAGGUUAAAGCCAUACCUCUGUCAGAGUAGAAGUGCUUCCUCCUCUCCAAACGUCUCCACUGUGUCCUGUGGGUGAGACACACAUGCUUUAAAACUACACUUCCCAUCAUGCCGGCUGAUACAACAGGAAGACAGUCAACCAGAUCGGAGAAGAUUUAUCCGCAGACUUUGUUGCAGCACACGAGACAUUACCGGAUUGGACCUGAUCCUGUGAACACGCCUUCUUCUUCACUCCUCCCCGUCUUCCUCAACACUUUGACUUCCACACCGUCUCACACACACACACACACACUUUAUUUAAAGCGGAUUUUUGAGUUUUUUCUUAUUCUAUUUUUCUAUUUAUGUGUGCCGCUCCAGGCCGAUGCAGCUUCACGUUAAGCUUGUUGAAAUAUUAGUGCUCUUCCUCAGCAUGAAGCUAAACACUAUGAAUGACUUCCAUUCUGCCUCGCUCUCUUACCACUGACCUCCUUAAGAUGCCAACAGGCGUCCCGUACCUUCGAUCCUUUCUACACUCGCACACACACACACAUUACAUGCUCACACAUAGCAAAACACACUACACUGAAGGCCAUUUACACACACACACACACACACACACACACACACACACACACACACACACACACACACACACACACACACACACA